AAGUUAUUAUGGUCAAAUUACUACUAUAGUCACUUCUAAGAAAAGAAGAGAUGGUAGAAUGAUUGAAGAAGCCAGAAGGGGGUUUCCUAGGCCGAGAGAAGGCGGUUGGACCAGACAAAUGGAUUCCAAGAGUGGGAGUGGAGGAGUGAUCGUCACCAGAGAAAGGGAAAGCAUAGAGAAUCCCUUUGCUUUGAAAGUCGGUCAAGUAUUUACAGGCUUUGGAAUCGGCUGCGGCGUCGGCAUUGGUGUUGGUCGCCCUAUAAACCUUGGUUCGCCCCCCCUCCCCCUCCCUCUCAAAACUUUGGAAUGAGCUUUCAAGAUUUUAUGAAACCCAGAAACCGCAAAUGCCAGAAAGUUUCAACUGCAAUACCAAUGCUCGACCAAGUUAUGGUUGCAACUAGAGGCGCCACAGAUGCUUUCUCUUCCGUGGGAAGAAAUGUCAAUAAAAAUUUGCGGCGUUUGGGGGCAAAAAACAUUGAAGCUGGCAUUGGAUGUGGAAUAGGCUUAGGCCAUGGACUUGGAAUCGGUAUUGCUGUUAAGCCAGGAGUGGUGCAUAAGAUUCAAUCAUGUCUCAAUCAACUUGCGGCAAAAGCUAUGAUGAAGUUUGGAAUGUCCUUUGACUUGCCUUCUGUUACUCAAGGCGUUAUUCCUAAAUCUAUUCAAAGUAGCAAUCCUUUGGGAGAUCUAAUGGCAUCAAAGCCAAAGGCCAUAGAGAAUAUAAAGCCUAAAGAUGGAAACAGAGGUUCUUUUGCAGGAAGUUCAGGAAAAAAUCCUUUAAAUAAUGGUGCAUCACAUAGCAGUCAGACAGAUACACUUAUCAACAAUUUCUUGAAGAAUCCGCUCUUGAAAGAUGGAGACAAUGGCGAGAGUGAGCUGGCUGAGCGCUUAAGGUCUGAGAACAACUUGCUUCACCUGGUGUUGAAGCACCAACGAGUGAUUGAUGAGCUGAUGCAGCAAAAUGAGAAACUGCGCGAGAUACUGGUUGAUGAUUUGAAGGUACCACUCUCCAAGCUCCAAGGCACCAUCUCCAGUGGAAGCAAAUCUCCAUGCAUUGAUUGCCGUAGAAAACAACGAAGAAGACGGUGAAUAAAAGCUCCAGCUUUGGCUCGCAUCCUUUUGAAAGGCAUAUAUAUUGAUGCCUCAGAAGCCAUUGAAAAUCUUUCUUAGGAUAAGGUGGGAUUUAUAUGUAAGCCAAAAUAUGCCAUAAAUAUUACAUGCGGUAUACGGUAAUUUUCCUUGUGAAAGAGAACGUAUGCCAGCCACCCUUUGGAGUUUGGGAUGGAAGGUGAACCCAAUCUUGAACCCCAGGUGUAAUUCCUUCCGUCCAGGACCUAAAAAGGAAAAGAAAAUUAACACGUUGCUUUGCACAUUGCAAUGCACAUCAAAGUUACUAGAAAAUUAACAUGCAUCGUUUUUACACAAUAUGUAUGUAUGAUGAUUAUAUUGAUUGUUCAGUGUUAGUACCUCGUUUGCCACAAUAGUGUUU
Cuscuta epithymum is the source of this 1486-nucleotide messenger RNA. The record is from the annotation of a GenBank genome assembly. NCBI's taxonomy places the organism in Eukaryota, Viridiplantae, Streptophyta, Magnoliopsida, Solanales, Convolvulaceae.